Volvox carteri f. nagariensis is the source of this 5961-nucleotide messenger RNA. RefSeq lists its product as uncharacterized. Bases 1 to 5961 code for a protein of 1986 amino acids. The transcript is spliced from 26 exons. NCBI's taxonomy places the organism in Eukaryota, Viridiplantae, Chlorophyta, Chlorophyceae, Chlamydomonadales, Volvocaceae. The record is from RefSeq and is a predicted model, not a curated record. Gene Ontology annotation, molecular function: protein binding.
AUGGCUUUGCUCAUACUUUUUGCGAUUGUUACAUGCUGCUGGUUACCUUAUCCGUGUCCUUCUGAACCCAUUCGCUUUGGAAAAUUGCGUUACGAGGAGCCCAGUCGUCCUAGCUAUCCGGGACUUGCGCCGGCAGGGCCCCAGUCUCUUUCCAACCUGGCACCGCUUCGUCGCUCGGUACAAGUCAUCAACAGCGGCCCGGAUACCUGGAACGGCGUUACAGAUUGUGACGCUCCGUGCCGGGUGAAGCAACGCACAGCCCUCACCCAGCUGUUUUGGGCUUGGAACGGUCCCACUUGGGCGCGUCGUGGUAACUGGCUCAAUGACGAGGUACCCCUGUGCCAGUGGGAGGGCGUGCUGUGCUGCCUGCCCACCCUUCUGGAUGGCUCCAUCCCAGCCGACAGCGACUGCCCCGCUGAGGAUGGGGCUCUAACCGGCCUGGUGCUGCCGUCAAACAACAUCUCGGGCGCCAUGCAGGAUGUGCCCUGGGUGUCGUUCAGCUCCUCGCUAAAGCUUAUCAUCCUGGACGAAAACGGGCUGACUGGCAGCCUUGGCGCGCUGCGGCCGUUGAGUCACCUAGCUCACGUGAGCCUGGCCAGCAACCAGCUCUCAGGCCGCAUAUCAGAGCUCGCACCCCUCGUUACAGCAUCGUACGCCGAUGCACUGUACAUUGCCGUACUCGUACGUCUGCUCACGUGCCUGCAGUACUUGGAUCUGUCCGGCAACUCGCUAGAAGGCCCCGUGCCUCCCGAGCUCUUCUUAGGGCCCAACCAGCUGCGCAGUGUACGACUGUACGGCAAUCGGCUGUCAGGACCGCUGCCAGUCUUGCCGUCCACAGCCGCCAUCGUCGAGGACCUGAGCUACCUGGACAUCUCGUCCAAUGAACUGUACGGCACGCUGCCCACGUACCUGGGCUCCCGUGCCAAGUUGUCGUACCUGGACGCGUCACACAACCGCUUGACGGGCCCCGUGGCUCCGUUGCUGUCGUACUCUCCGUCCCUCUACUUUUUAUCGCUCCGAAACAACUCCCUCAAUGGCUCGCUUCCCACCCGUGUUCUGGGCGCAUUACAGCUGCAGCACCUGGAUCUGUCGCUCAACUCCCUGAGCGGCUCCCUACCCUCGACCCUCCCCGGGCGGCACCUCGUGUCACUGGCCGUGGAGGGAAACCCCGCGUUGAGGGGGGAGCUACCCGGGGGUCUGUCCUCGCUCACCUUCCUGGACAUCAGGCACACCGGCCUGCAGGCUGCCCUCCCGGGAGCGCUGGGGCUGCCACCCUACCUGAGGCUGUCCAACAGCACCCUCACCUUCCUCGCAGGUGGUGAGGAAGACCGCUCCGGAACCAGAGGACCCUUCUGCCCCUUCACCGUACUGCCCAGCGGCCAGCCUGCGCUCGUCCCGCCGUACUAUUGGCAGUACGACGGAUGCACCUGCGUCGGCGGUUACCUCCCCGUGUACACAACCACCACAACCAAUGCCGUUGCUGCUGCCGCCGCCGCCGGCACCACACGCCGCGUCGUCAAUAUGUCCUGUACGGCACCAUCCCCCUCGCCAUCACCCCCCGACAUCCCGAAGUCCGCCUUCAACUCCUCGCCCACGUCAUCUUGGCCUUCACACUCGGAUAGCAGCAUUUCCCCCUCCUCCCCCUCCUCCCCCUCCUCCGCCUCCUCCUCCCGCUUCCCCUGGUGGGCCGCCGCGGUGGCGGCCGUGAGUUUGUUGGUGCUGGCGGUGGUGGCGGUGGUGGUGGUGGUUAGGCGAGUGGGCCCAUCCCUGGAGUCGUACCUCUACUGGGGUUCGCUGGCGGGGAAGAGAACACCGCCCGGUGGCAACCGACGGGGCCGCAGCUGCGCGGUUACAUUGGUGCUAACUGACGUGGAGGGCAGCACGGAACUGUGGGAGUGGGACACCGACCUGAUGGCGGCUGCCAUAGAGCUUCAUGACCACACACUGCGAUUCAACUUGUCGAGGUGGCAGGGGUACGAGGUGCAGACGGAGGGCGACGCUUUCCUGGUUGCCUUCCACGAACCAGCCGAUGCUCUUGGCUGGUGCAUCACUUCACAAUUGCUGCUCCUGAAUGCUGAGUGGGAUCCGGAGCUGUUUCGUCAUCAUAAGGCCUCCAUCGACACUAUCGAAUCGCUCCAGGGGGGUCCCCCCGGUCGAACCCUCCUCUCCGCUCCCGCCUUCAAUUCAAACACCUACCCCCACAACGACCAGUUCCGCACCCACAUCCUCACGAAUCAGCAGCCCCAACAGCCCCAGCAACAACAGUCGUCCCCGGGCAUGGACGCCAGCCGCCCGUCAAGUGACCCAUCCCCCGGUGUGAUUUCCCUUCGACACGCCAGUAGCGGUAGCUUUACCAGCCUACGACAGUCAGGAAUAGUCGUGGUUGGCGACCCGCCGGCGGCCCCCGCGGGCACGGCGACGAUGACGACGAGCAACGGGUACGGCAGCGACCAGCAACCAAGGCGUGUGGUCAGCGUCGGCGGCGUGCGGCCGCCGCCACUGCUACUGCCGCCGCCCCCGCCGCCGCAACUAAUGCUGAGCAGUGGCGGCGAAGCGACAACGGUAGCGGCAGCGGCAGCUGCAGCUGCAGCGGCGACGGCUGAUUUCGGUGCUGCUGACGGCGACGCGCUGCUGCUGACGGAGGGACGUGUAGGUGGGGGCGGGGGUGGGGGUGGGGGUGGAGGCUGGGGGUGGGGGUGGAAGGGUGGGGGUGGAGGGUGUGGGUGGAGGGUGUGGGUGUGGGUGGAGGGUGGAGGCUGGGAAUGGUUGGAGGUGUGGAGCCUGAUGAACGUCGACAGUCCCGGCGUUGCUGCUGCCGCAGCAGCAGCCGCAGCGGCGGCGGCGGCGGUGGCGGCAGCAGCGGCACCCCCGCCGCAGCCACAAUCGCCCUCCGUCGCGGCCGUUGCCGCCGCCGCCGCCACCUCCUCUGACAAGCCUCCCCCGGACGACUGGUCCCGCUACAUCCGGCUGGGGGUGCUGUACAGGGGAUUACGUGUACGGAUGGGGGUGGCUACAGGUAUGACGGACUGCAACAUCCGCGGCAACUCCCGUCCCGAGUAUUACGGGGAGAUUCUGAUCGACGCCAGCACCUUCAACGCCACGCAGGACAACCUCACCGCGCUCAGUAUUCGAGUGCAGAGGCUGCUGUGCUACCACCACAAGGGCCGCCACAGACCCAUGGGUCACCACCACCUGCACUCGGGCAAAGUCGCCGCCGCCUCAAGCAUGGCGCGCCUGGCCACCUCCAGGGGCGUCCGCAGCGGCCAUUCACGACAUCCCCUCGACAUGGCGACGGCUCCAGAACCAUCCAUUGAGACGACUGGGGGAGGUGCGACGACAGGGUACGACAGUGCUGGCAGCGGCGGCGGCGGUGGAGUGAGUUUCAGACUGCUGGGGACGCUGGCGGUGCUGGGCCGGCAGACGUCUCGUCCUGGGAUGGGGGCGAUUGGGGCGGCGGCGGCGCCGCCGGCCAGUGCGGGUGGUGGCGGCGGCGGCGGUAGCCUGACGGUCCCAGGUUCGAGGCCCAUCAGCGGAUUAUCUCGCUUCAUUGGACACAGGCUCCCCUCCGGCGGGGCCAGCAGUCCUCGCGGACCGCCCACACCCAACGCAGCCGCAACCGGUCCGCAACAGCAACUUCAGCAACAGAGUCAACAGCUGCCGGUACAGCCGCAACAGCAACAUAAUCAGGCGCCACAGCUCCUAAGCCGGAGAUUGCUCGGCGGCUACAGCGCCAGCGACCCAACCAUGCCGGCAGCUGCAAUGCUGGCGUCAUCAUCGCACGCGUUGCUGACGAGCGGCGGCGGCGGCGGCGGCGGUGGCGGCGGGUCAGGGGUUCGGGUCAGGGAUUCCUCGGGGCUUUGGUUCACUGCCGCCACCGGCGGCUUGGCGGAAAUGCCUAGCGGCGGCGGCGGUGGCGGCGGGUCAGGGGUUCGGGUCAGGGAUUCCUCGGGGCUUUGGUUCACUGCCGCCACCGGCGGCUUGGCGGAAAUGCCUAGCGGCGGCAGUGUCGGUGGCGGCGCUGACGGAAUCUCGUCCAAAGCCUUAAGAGGCGUCAUGGACGUCAACUGCAGUGCCGUCGCAUUACCAGGUCGCAGCAACGGGGCCGCCGGCGGCGGGGCCGUCACCGCUGCCGUCAACAGCGGAGCCGCAUGCACUGACGGCAGUGGACAACUUGGCGCCUACGGCGGCGGCGGCGGCGGGAUCGGAACCGCCAUCGGUUGCGGCGGCGGCGGCGCGGCAGGCAGCUUUUCCAUCUCCGAGCAAGAUGUGACAUUGCAACUGGGAUCUUACUUUGACCUGGCGCACAGAUGGAGCCAACCCCGGGAUCCGGCGUCAGCGCCGCUACCCUCCCUGCCGUCGGUUGGUUACCAAGCUGCCACCGCCGCCACCGCCGCCGCCGCCGCCGCGGCCGCGUCCUGCGCUGGCGGCCUCCGAUCCGCCGCCGCCGGUCAUGGCGGUGGCGACAGCAGCGCUGCCGGUGUUGGCGGCGGCGGCGGCGCCAACAGCACAUCGCUCCUGGAUGCCGCUGCCGUAGCCACCGCUGCCGCCACUCUAUCCCCAGCGCGGCGCGGCGGCCCUUCUCUAUCUGUCGGCGUGAUGGCCAUGGGCGUGUUUGAGCUUCAGGCCGGCAGCACCGUGGAAUACGUUGGGCUGACGCAGCAUGGAGAGGUGGGGGGUGGUAUUGGGCUUGGGGGGAGUGUGGGGUUGGGGUACCCCGAGAUGGUAGCCGUGAGCCGAGACUUGUCGUACGAUGUACUGUCGGUAUUCAACGACUGUGUACGACGCAGCUUAUUGGCGUGUGGCGGUUACGAGUGUCAGGAGCAGGAGGGGCAUUUCAUGGUGGCGUUUUCGGAGCCGAGUACGGCACUGGAGUGGUGUCUGAUGUUGCAGGAGCUGGUCAUGGAGAUCCCCUGGACGGCACCCAUGCUGUGUCUGCCGGGUAUGCAGGAGCAGCUGCACCCCCUCACGGGUUCGGUGCUAUUCCGGGGCCCCCGCGUGAAGGCGGGGCUGUAUGCGGGGCUGCCCACGCGGGUGGGGCCGCACCCCACCACCGGCAGAGCGGAUUAUUAUGGCACCACCGAGUGCGACGACGGCGGCGAUGGCGAGAUUGUCGUGUGUAUGGAUCAGCAGGCGGCGGCGGCGGCGGCGGCGGGCAGUCGUGGUGUCCUGGCGCACACGGACUCUGGCCGCCGCCGCCUCUUACUGGCGCCGUGGUCGCGGGCCCUCAACUCAAGUACUGCUGUACCUGCCAUACAUGCUGGUGGCGGGGACGGUACAGACGCGGGGCUGGCGGGCAUUAACACCGCCGGGUCCGCAACCCCCGAUGCGGCGGCGGCAGCGGUGGGUGAGGACACCGGCAGGAGGGGUCGCCUCCGCCGCCUGUCAACCGCCGUGUUGACCGACUCAGUGUCGCAAACCCUGCCCACCCUGCCGGAGCUGUGUAUUCGCUGCCGUACAGGCGCCUUCCGCUGGUUAUGGGCCGCGGAGCUGCACGUGGAGGAUAUAGGGAUGUUCAGGUUUAAGGGCGUCGCGGGCAGCCACCAGCUGGUGUCGGUGAGCACUGCCGCCACCCGGGAGCGGCGACCUGGUCCCCGGCUUCACACCGCCAAGGGCGAGCGAGUGGCGCCCGGAAGGGGACCUCUGUACCGGGUAGUGCUCAAGGCGGCGGGACCCUCUCUGAGCAGCCCCAUGCCUCCCAUGACCGUGACCGCCACCAACUACAUCGAGCUGUCGGAUCCCACAUUCCCCCAAACAAGCAUGCGGACCUCCUCGCCAGCAGGGCAGGCCCCCGCCCCCUUCCCCGCCCCCUUCCCCGCCCCCGUCCCCGGCGACUCAGUUAAGACCGAUGUGGCGCUGACUCAGCGACAGGAUCCUGAGGUGGAGGUGGCGGCAGGGGAGGAGAGGGGGGAGGAGGGGAGGGGGUGCAGCCGUUAUAUAGAGGCAAGUCCGUCAGUCCUUUAG